UACAGAGAGAAACGCAUGAGGACUGCCAAACCUGCCAACACUGGACUAUGACGGACUCCUUGAUUCUUAUACGGGCCGAAUCAACAACAUGCCGAUUGUUUUUAUUUAUUUAUUUAUUUUCAUUACUGAGGAUUAACCCUUAACAUUUAAUAGAAUAUUUCUAUUUUUAUAAAAGUUUUCACUUAACCUGAAUAGUUUCCUGCACCAGGAACUUUUAGAGACUUGCCGGGACAGUGACUAUCGGUCUGAGAGAUGGAGGCAGAGGAGAAUAACAUUUCAGUGUGGGUUUGUCGCGAAGAGAGGCUCGUGUCGGGCUUGUCGAAGCGCACGACCUGCGCGGAUGUGAUCCGGGUUUUACUCGGGGAGCAGAACCUGGCGCAGCGCGCGUCCCUCUCGGGCUCUCCUCGGUCCUACUGCAUUGUAGAGAAAUGGAGAGGAUUUGAACGGAUUUUACCAAACAAAACCAAGAUAUUGCGACUGUGGAGCGCGUGGGGAGAGGAACAAGAAAACGUCCGGUUUGUGUUGGUGAAAAACGAGGCGUCUUUACCCAGCAACGGGCCGCGGAGCGCAGAGGCGCGCGUCGUUCUCAGCAAAGAGAGCCCGUGUGUCUACAAGGGGACCGCGAGAGUGACCAUGGCUCUGUCACAGGAGAAACAGAGACGGAUAGUUAGGAAAGCGUUCAGAAAGUUGGAUAAAAUCAAUAAGAAAAGGGCGCAGGCUGCGUCCAAAGAUGCCUCAUCUAUGGAGAAGAUGGAGACCCUUGUGCACCUGGUCGUUUCUCAAGAUCACACCCUCCGCCAGCAGAUUCAGAGGAUAAAAGAGCUGGACAGAGAAAUUGAAAGGUAUGAGGCCAAAGUUCAUUUUGAUAGAAUGAAGAUGCAUGGGAUCAACUACGUCCAGGAUACGUAUUUAGUGGACGCCAACCCUGAUAAAGUUAGUGAGGGGGACAAAACGAGCCCAGAAGCAGCUCUCGCCCAGUUUGAGGAAUAUGCUCAGAGAUGCGAGGAGGUCAUCAAACUGCAGGAAGAACUGUCUAAACACGAGGCCCUCAUGGAGAGCAUUACAACUGAGCUUCAAGAGGAACUCAACCAGAGGUGGAUGAAACGAAGACACGAGGAACUUGCCAAUAAAGACUCUGAACCCACUUCUGGCGAGACGUCUCUCAGAGUCACAACUCAAGAAAAAGAUGAUGGACCUUCAGCGGUGGAUGUGUCGUCUGACAACGAGUUGCUUCUGGAAGAAGAGAGGAUCAGAACCCAACUUGACACCAGUUUGUACAUCGGUCUGCGGCUGAACACUGAUUUGGAGGCCAUAAGGAAUGAUUUGGACUUGACCCAGGAGAUAUGGGGGGCGAAAGAGAAAGAACUGAGGGAUUUAAUGGAGAAAGUCAACUCUUUGGAUUUUGACGAGGACAGUGAGGCCGAAGCUGAGCUGAAAGAGGAAGACACAAUAGAAACAGACAGACUGAUGCCGCUCCAGGGGGACAGUGUGUGGGUGGAGCAGGCGAGAGGGCUUUCAAAAACAUGUGACGUGAAUGAUGACGACUCAGAUACAGGACUCAGCUCAAUGCAUAGUCAAGACUCAGAUAUCACAGCCAUCUGCGAAUCUUUAGUGUAAAAAAAACAAAAAACAGCCUACAUUCAUAUUAUCUGUUGCUGGAUAGUUCGAAUGAACAAUGUAACUGUCUUAAUAUAACACAUUUUACGUUUGCAUACAGUAAACAAGCAUAAAGCGGAAGCAAACAGGAGUGAUGGGAAAGUAGAAAGGUACAAAAUCAAAAUGAAAUGACAUUAUCAAAUCCCGUUAAGAACAUAACUAUGCACUUAUUGAGCAUUCUUAGUCAUUUCUUUUUUUCGUGUUGAUGUCUAUAAGAAUAGAUGGUAGCUUAUUUCUGCCAUUGAAUAAAAAGAAUACAAAUU
Messenger RNA from Sinocyclocheilus grahami, 1919 nucleotides. RefSeq names its product Ras association domain family member 10b (gene rassf10b). Gene Ontology annotation, biological process: signal transduction. The record is from RefSeq and is a predicted model, not a curated record. Bases 253 to 1617 code for a protein of 454 amino acids. Lineage: Eukaryota; Metazoa; Chordata; Actinopteri; Cypriniformes; Cyprinidae. The transcript has a single exon.